Messenger RNA from Perognathus longimembris pacificus (Pacific pocket mouse), 6426 nucleotides. RefSeq names its product KRIT1 ankyrin repeat containing (gene Krit1). The transcript is spliced from 16 exons. The record is from RefSeq and is a predicted model, not a curated record. Lineage: Eukaryota; Metazoa; Chordata; Mammalia; Rodentia; Heteromyidae. Gene Ontology annotation, cellular component: cytoskeleton; plasma membrane. Gene Ontology annotation, biological process: regulation of establishment of cell polarity; cell redox homeostasis; negative regulation of angiogenesis. Gene Ontology annotation, molecular function: protein binding. The coding region runs from base 528 to 2738 and encodes 736 amino acids.
AGUAAAGAACACUUUUGAAAAUAUGAAUUUUACAUGUAAGAAUUUUUUACCCUUAAUAAGAAAGAGAAUAAAGGAAAAUCUCAGAUUUUAAGCUAAUAUUUGUAAUAGUUCAAUGAUGAAAAACCGGUGAAAAUCAUCUCUGGCUUGUAUAUUGUAUAAGACAUUGAAAUGUCAUUUGGCUGAGUGCCGAUGGCUCAUGUCUGUAUUCCUAGCUAAUAAUGAUGCAGAAAUCUGAGAAUAGUGGUUUAAAGCCAGCCAGAAGUGGAACUGUGGCUCAAAUAGUAGAGUGCUAGUCUUAAGCAAAAGAAGCCCAAGGAUAGCACCCAGUCCCAGAGGUUAAGCCCUAGGACUGGCACAAAACUUAAAUUAUCAUUUUAUUUUAAUUGUUUUUCAAAAUGAUUAUAUGGAAAUAAAGGUUAUCAGAUUGGAAAAAAAAUACUAUUAAAGUUGGUUUUGUUGUUGUUUUUUACCCCUAGCCACCAGUUGUAUUAUUUAAUCUCCCAAGGAAAUUUUUGUCUAAUAAAGCAAUGGGAAAUCCAGAAAACAUAGAGGAUGCAUAUGUUGCUGUUAUUCGUCCAAAGAAUGCUGCCAGUCUCAACUCUCGGGAAUAUAGAGCUAAGUCCUAUGAAAUUUUAUUGCAUGAAGUUCCUAUUGAAGGACAGAAGAAAAAGAGAAAGAAAGUUUUGUUAGAAACAAAACUUCAAGCCAACAGUGAGAUAACACAAGGCAUAUUGGAUUAUGUAGUAGAAACCACCAAACCAAUUUCUCCAGCAAACCAGGGUAUCAGAGGAAAACGAGUGGUGCUAAUGAAGAGAUUUCCUUUAGAUGGAGAGAAGAUGGGCAGAGAAGCAGCAUUAUUUAUAGUUCCAUCAGUUGUCAAAGAUAAUACUAAGUAUACAUACACUCCAGGAUGCCCAAUUUUUUACUGCUUACAAGAUAUUAUGAGAGUGUGUAGUGAGUCCAGUACUCACUUUGCAACCCUUACAGCAAGGAUGUUAAUAGCCUUGGACAAGUGGUUGGAUGAACGUCAUGCACAAUCUCACUUUAUUCCAGCUUUAUUCCGACCUUCUCCCCUUGAGCGGAUAAAAACUAAUGUUAUAAACCCUGCAUAUGCUACCGAAUCAGGUCAAACAGAAAACUCACUACAUAUGGGCUAUAGUGCACUGGAAAUAAAGAGUAAAAUGUUAGCACUAGAGAAAGCAGAUACCUGUGUUUAUAACCCUUUGUUUGGAUCAGAUCUUCAGUAUACAAAUCGGGUAGAUAAAGUGGUAAUAAAUCCAUACUUUGGCCUUGGAGCUCCAGACUACUCAAAAAUACAAAUACCCAAACAGGAAAAGUGGCAGAGAAGCAUGAGCAGUGUUACAGAAGACAAAGAACGACAAUGGGUAGAUGAUUUUCCUCUCCAUCGAAGUGCCUGUGAAGGAGAUUCAGAAUUACUCAGCCGUCUUCUCAAUGAGAGAUUUUCAGUCAACCAAUUAGAUAGUGACCACUGGGCACCCAUUCAUUAUGCAUGCUGGUAUGGAAAAGUUGAGGCCACUCGCAUAUUAUUAGAGAAAGGAAAGUGCAAUCCAAACCUUUUAAAUGGACAGCUAAGUUCUCCUCUUCACUUUGCUGCUGGAGGAGGACAUGCUGAAAUAGUUCAGAUUCUCCUAAACCAUCCAGAAGUUGACAGACACAUAACAGACCAACAAGGAAGAUCCCCAUUAAAUAUUUGUGAAGAAAACAAACAAAAUAAUUGGGAAGAAGCCGCUAAAUUAUUGAAGGAAGCCAUUAACAAACCAUAUGAAAAAGUUCGAAUAUAUAGAAUGGAUGGAUCAUACCGUUCUGUUGAACUGAGGCAUGGAAAUAAUACCACAGUGCAGCAGAUAAUGGAAGGAAUGCGUCUAUCUCAAGAAACUCAGCAGUAUUUCACUAUAUGGAUCUGUUCAGAAAACCUUAGCCUUCAGCUCAAGCCUUAUCAUAAACCUUUACAACAUGUUCAUGACUGGCCAGAAAUACUUGCUGAAUUGACUAAUUUGGACCCCCAAAGAGAAACACCACAGCUUUUCCUGCGAAGGGAUGUGAGACUUCCUCUAGAAGUUGAAAAAAAGAUUGAAGACCCACUAGCACUUCUUAUUCUCUUCGAUGAAGCCAGAUACAAUUUACUGAAGGGCUUUUAUACAGCUCCUGAUGCUAAACUGAUAACGUUGGCAAGUCUCUUACUGCAAAUAGUUUAUGGAAACUAUGAGAGUAAGAAACAUAAACAAGGCUUCCUAAAUGAAGAAAAUCUGAAAUCCAUUGUACCUAUUACCAAACUGAAAAGUAAGGCACCUCACUGGACAAAUCGAAUUCUUCAUGAGUACAAGAAUCUAAGUACAAGUGAGGGUGUCAGUAAAGAAAUGCAUCACCUGCAGCGAAUGUUCUUACAGAAUUGUUGGGAAAUUCCUACAUAUGGAGCAGCUUUUUUCACAGGACAGAUAUUUACCAAGGCAAGCCCCAGCAAUCAUAAAGUAAUCCCUGUAUAUGUAGGAGUGAAUAUAAAAGGGCUUCAUCUCCUCAACAUGGAAACAAAGGCUUUACUCAUCAGUCUUAAGUAUGGCUGUUUCAUGUGGCAGUUGGGAGAUGCUGAUACUUGUUUUCAGAUCCAUAGUAUGGAAAAUAAAAUGAGCUUUAUAGUUCACACAAAACAGGCUGGUCUGGUGGUAAAAUUGCUAAUGAAGCUAAAUGGACAAUUAAUGCCUACUGAAAGAAAUUCAUGAAAGGAAAAUAGCUGGUAUCCAAGCUACCACAUUGUGAAAUGCAGAAUUUUUCCAUGAAAGAUAUCUUAAAAUAUGUUUACAAAGCAUUUGUCCUGUAACAUAUGUGCAUACUAUCACAUUGUACAGAAUCUGUACUUACCAUUGGUGUGUAAUAUACCAAAUCAUUUUAUAUAUUAUCAUAAGCUAUUCUAAUUUUUGAGAGACACAUAAAGCCAUAGGUUGGCAGUCUGUAUACUUGUAGACAAAAUAGUAAGCUUUAUUAAAAGUUAUUUUUGGUAAAUAGUAAAGACUUUGGAGUGGAAUGUGAUUAAAAUAUAGCUUUGGUGUAACUAUGUGUUAUUUUAAAGUAUACUUAAAGUCAAUAUUGUUUGAAUAAAGAAAAUGUAUUUUCUACUUGGACCGUAUAGCACUGUUAUUUAAAACAUCUUCCCAUAGUCCAUAACAUUUUUAACAGGUUUUAUAAAAUUUUUUAUUAAAAUGUAUAUAUAGCUUAAGACAGUGUUUCUCAAAGUAUUGUUCUUUAAACUCUGACUAAUAAUUACCUAAGUAAAAAGGAAGAACUCAGAGAUUCCCUCUAAACAAGUUUAUGCAUUCUCUGGAAGUAGCAGGAACUGGCUACAGUUGGGAGGUUUAUUUUAUUUUUUCUUUAGAGGUAAUUCCAGACCCAUUAAGGAGAUGAUAUCAAAGUUGAGAAAUUAUACCAUUGCUUAUGACAUACAAACAUGCAUGUACAUGUUUUAUGUAACAAUCUGGAUGUCUGUGGUUGCCCUUAUGGAAUACACAAAUAUUUUUAUGGCUUGAGAAUGAUUUUAUAUUGCCUUUACAUUAGAGGAAGUAGGUCACCAAAUACCAGUUUCAUUUAGGGGAGUGAAUAUAUAGAUGAAGUGCCAACUUGAUGAAAGUGCUAUUUAAUAAUCUAGAUGCUAGUCUUUCCAGAUUAAUGGUCUGAUGUGUUCUAAAUUAAGUUUAGAGAUGAUUAAGCAUAUUGAAAGUUUUCCUACAGAUUGCAAAAAAUUUUCAUAUUUUAUUUAUUACUUUUCACUUUAACUCUGCUUAUUUGGAAUGGUACUGUCUAAGCAUUAUUAAAAUUUAGAUUAGGUACAAGGUUAAGAAAUCUUGAUUUGUCUUUAAUUCUGCACUUGACACCUUCAUUUCUAUAUUUAAAAAAAAACACAAAACCCUCCCUUCACAGUUCCAGGGUUCAUGGUUACCAAAUACUCCCUAAACCUAAAAUUUGACUCUCUAAACUUAAAAUUUCAGCUUCCUCCUUCCUCUCUCUGAACUCUAGCCCUGUGUAUAUAGCCUCAAGGAGCUGCAAGGAUUUAAAGUGUUACAAGCCAAGGGAAAGAUGACAAGGCGUUAAACUGAGGUGGUUGCAGUACCAGGAAAGAAGGCAAUGGAAAAAGACCCACAAGAUAUUUGAUAGCAUAUGAUCAACAGCAUGUGUAUGAUGAGAAAAGCAAGAAAAGCUAAAAGCCAUUUCAGUAUAUGCCUAAGUCUAUAACAUAUGUUUCCAUUUUGCAUGCUGUAUAAUUUUAUAUACAAUUGUAUGUAGGCAGGCUAUGUUACUUGUGCAAGAUGAAAAACUAAGAGAAUUUGAAGUAUGGGAGUCUGGCUUUGAAUUUGGACAUUAGAUAAAGGUAGCUGGAGAAUGUGAAAAAACUAAAAAGACCAAACCUUGAAAAGUGGCCUUGUUCACUGCUUUUGGGGAGCUCCUGGAGCCUCUGGUCUCAGACUGACUGGAGUUUGUUGAAAGAUGCCCCUGGGACAGUACAGACUAGUGGCUCUGAGCAAGGCUGUGUAAAGGAUUCUGAAACUAACCUAAGAUGACAUUGAUGGGAAGGAAUGAAAUGACAUUUUGACAAAUGCACUGACCCUCCAGAUGUGGAAGUAAGGAAGAGGUAAGAGGCAAAUAGCCUAACAUAGUUAUGGAGGAGGUUUUGAAAAACUUGUGCCUGGUAAUGUGUAGAAUUUCUGUGGGUCUGCAGCUUCAAAGGCCCUAUAGGAGGUAGCUAUUAGAACUCCAGGAAGAGCAGAGCACAGAGCAAGAGUCCCAGAAUUUGAGGAAUAGGCAAAGAUGAAAGGGAACACAAAGCAUCCUAGUAUGGUAAGUGGAUAGCAAUAUGAAAAAGAACAGCUUGGUAACCUAGCACGUAAUAUAGAUCCAGUAAAAGGAAGAUACUGAAAUAGUACUCAUCAUCACUAGGCAGAAACUAUUGUCAGCAUGUUCAUUUAUGGAGAUUUUUAAAUAAAUAGGAAAGGAAAGGUUUAAAUGCUUUUUAGAUGUUCACAAAAGGAAAGUAAAUGAAUCAGGAUUUGGAACAAGUGGAACUGAAGAUGCAGAUGGCACCACCAUCUUGGAAAUGUUUAGUAUAUUCUUAGAAGUUACAUAUAUAUCUACUCUUUACUCAACUUUCUACUCCCAAGUAUUUUUCCCCAACAAAUGCUGCUAUUUGCAUAUAGAGCUCUCUCUAUAUAGUUUAUAGAUUUGCACUGUUUUCAUUAUGAAAAGUAAUUUAUUCAUAAAGGAUCCAAACUGGAAACAAUACAAAUAGUCUUCAGUGAGUGAAUAAACAGGUACAUCCACACAAUGGAAUGUUAACAAGAAAAACUAUUGAUGAACAAUAUGAACUACUCUAAUAAGGUUCUCUUUAGUGUUUAUGUUAGCAAAGAUUAAUAUUUCUAUAUGUAUAAAGAUACUAUAGCAUUUCCUUUAGAUGAAAUCCUGAGAAGACAAAACUAGAAUCUGAAAGCAAAUAGCAUUUACUAGAGAUUAGGUAUGAGAGAGAUUAUAGAUACAUAGAGAGCAGUGUGAAGGAAUUUGGAGUAGGGAGGUAAAAUAUUCAGUAUAUUUGUCAUCUAGUAGACAAGAGAUAAGUCAAUACCCAAAUUCCACUUAAUUUGUGGUCAAAGAUAAAAAAGGAAAAAUACCUGGAAAUGCAGACAACCUUCAAGAGUGGAGAAGUAGAAUUUUUUUGUACUUAGAAACAGCAAAAGUUAAUCACAAUAAUUAAAAAUCAUAGGACUGAGACAAUCUGUGGGAAGAUGUUUAGAAAAGCAUUGCAGUCUGGCAAAGCAGUCUAGUAACUGUUCACUCCCUUUAUCCUGAGAAACACACUGGAAGAUAACCUAAAGAUGAGGCCCCUGCGCCCACAUCCCCACUCACAAUUUCCCCUACUUGUGUGGAGAGUAAACUGUGUGUUCCAUUUCAACAAGAAAACACAAUGAUGGUUUUUAAAUAUUAUGGUUUAAAAAAAAAAAGAUAAAAUUUUGGCUGGAGACAUGGCUCCAGAGAUAAAGCACCUGCCUAACAAGUGUGAGACAGAAUUUUCAAUCAAUCAUCAGUACCACCAAGAAGAUAGGUUCCCUUUUGCCUGGACUGGCCUUGAACUCUAAUUCUCCUACCUGUCUCCUAGGUAACAGAUAAUUACAUAUAUCAUCAUGCCCAGCUUGCUUUUUGAGAUAAAGUUUCACUAAUAGUUUUACCAGGCUGGCCUCAAACCUCCAUCCUUCAAUCUCCGCUCACGCUGGGAUUUAGAAUAUGUAUGUGGUGUUUUAAUAGCAUAUAUUUUCAUUAUAUUUUGUAGAUUCUGUAUUUGUAUUGAUAUGCCAGUAGGACAGUGGAAAAGAAAGAAUCGUAAAUGGUAAAUGAUAGAUUGCCUGUAGAUGAAUAAACAACUCUUGAAUA